AUGCGGGAGGCGAAGCUGGAGCCCAACGUCAUCUUCAGCUACAGCACUGGGAUCAGCGCGUGCGGAACGGGUGAGCAGUGGCAGCGGGCUUUGGCGCUGCUCGGCGAGAUGCGGAAGGAGAAGCUGGAACCCGACGUGAUCUUCAGCUACAAUGCUGGGAUCAGCGCGUGUGAAAAAUGCGAGCAGUGGCAGCGGGCUUUGGCGCUGAUGAACGAAAUGCGGGAGGCGAAACUGGAACCCGACGUGAUCUUCAGCUACACCACUGGGAUCAGCGCGUGCGGGAAGGACGAGCAGUGGCAGCGGGCUGUGGCGCUGCUCAGCGAGAUGCGGAAGGCGAAAUUGGAGCCCAGCUCAGCUACAGCGCUGGGAUCAGCGCGUGCAAGAAGGGCGGGCAGUGGCAACGGGCGCUGGCGCUGUUGA
Prorocentrum cordatum is the source of this 420-nucleotide messenger RNA. Lineage: Eukaryota; Dinophyceae; Prorocentrales; Prorocentraceae. The record is from the annotation of a GenBank genome assembly.